This is a messenger RNA of Lontra canadensis (Northern American river otter), 3313 nucleotides long. It is a transcript of the gene GPR4, whose product is annotated as G protein-coupled receptor 4. The transcript has 2 exons. Gene Ontology annotation, biological process: G protein-coupled receptor signaling pathway. NCBI's taxonomy places the organism in Eukaryota, Metazoa, Chordata, Mammalia, Carnivora, Mustelidae. Gene Ontology annotation, molecular function: G protein-coupled receptor activity. Gene Ontology annotation, cellular component: membrane. The coding region runs from base 1773 to 2861 and encodes 362 amino acids. The record is from RefSeq and is a predicted model, not a curated record.
GGUGUAGGGUUGCCGCUUGGGGCAGGUGGACUCUGAGGGACACUGUGACCCCAGCGCCCCCUUUAGAGAGUCCCCCCACUGCUCCUGAGGUCGCACCCACCCCACCCUCCGAUUUCAGGAAUUCCUGGCUGGGGGGUGGACUUCCUCCCCCACUUCCUCCCUUCCAGGAUUUGGCUAGGUCACCAUUAACUCCUUCCUGCCUCCACCUCACUCCCCCCACCCCCUGCUUGCACAGGACAUCCCACCACCCCCAACAAGGCUGAAGGACAGCUCUGGAAUUUCUGUGAGCCAUUGUUGGUGGUGGGAUGUGUUGUGUUAACUCAGGCAGGAUGUGCGCUGGGGUACUUACUGACACAGAUGGAGCUCAUAGGGGCCACCCCCUAGCGCCCCCAAGCCUGGGCCACGCCACCAGCUCCCCUCCUCCUGAACCCACCAGGAGGGUACCUCCCAAUCUCUCUCUGUAGAUGAACUCAGCUUCAGGUUUGGGGUGAGGAUGGGGAGAUUUCCUUUUCUGAGGGGGUCCCAGUAGGAGGAAAUAAGAGAGAUGAUAGGCGGCUCCCCAGCUUUGGGAAUCAUAAUCAAGAACCCUUGAGCGUGAAGUCUUUGAAUGGAAGGACUCAGGAUGGGAGAAUGAUCAGAGGCAGGCCUGGGGCCCCACAAUCUUCAGAUCACAAGUCCUCAGGAUAUAUGAAUGUUUCAAUCCAAAAAGAUUAGUGUUGGAAUCUUGGGCAGCUUUCAGGGUUCCAAGCAGAGAGAGCUCAAAGGGCUUACGGAGCCAUGGACGUCAGGCACCCAUUUUACAGAUGGGAAAACUGAGGCCAGGGAGCAGAAGUCCCCAUAAUGAGUCCGUGCCAGGCUGGGGGCUGGGACUCCGGUUCCACUGAAGCCCAAAUCCAGAGAGCUGGCUUCUUUUGCUGCCACUAAGUCGGAUUAAUUUGGGAAAAGAGGUCUUCACAGUGAGGAGGGAAGAAUGCCAGGGCACCAUACAGUCAGCUUUGAACUGUGAGCUCCCACCACGACCAAGCCAAGCCAGAGCCCCUCCCCUGCCCCCUUCAAAUUCCUCACUCCAUCCGUAAUCCUCCUCCAUAAUAGCCUUUACUCACCUCCUUCCUGUUUCUUAAACACCCUUCCCACAUUUCCCGGACUAAGGGCACCUACUUUUCCAUAAUCUUGUUUGUUUCCCUAUUUCUUACUGGGGUCCUAGGGAGCACCAGCACCCAACUGACCCUGCCUGGUGUUUUCAACCCUCCCUAACUGUAGUCUGUCCUAUCUCAACACUAUCGCACAUAUUUCAUGCCUCUUCUAGAACAUUCUACCCCCCAUCCCUUCAACGUGGCCACGUGUACUUUCUAUAUCCUCUACCAAUAUCUCCCUCUUACCACUGCCCGAUGAGGCCUCCAUCUCUUCCAUAAACACCCCCCUUGGCCAAUUCUUGGGCUACCCCUCAACUCCCUCCUUUCCACUCUGUUUGGGUCUGUAAACACCCCCUUGACAAACCUCUUUUUUUUUUUUAAUCCCCCCUCCCACCCCAAGCCUCCCUCUGAUCAUAAUUCUAUCCUUCCCCUGACUUUUCCCUCUCAAGCUCUCCCCUUCCCUGCCCAGGCCAGUCCAGGAUUCACGGUCACCCUCAUCUCUCCCCCGUGGACUGCCACCCACCAUGUUCCCCUGAGCCUCCAAGGAGGGGGCUCAGGGGGCCCGAUGGCCUCCCGCCCCCCGUGGCCCCACAGCCCCCGUGGGCCGGGGGAAGAGCCUCGGGAGCCCCAGCGCCGAGGAUGGGCAACCGCACAUGGGAUGGCUGCCACGUGGACUCGCGUGUGGACCACCUCUUCCCGCCGUCCCUCUAUAUCUUUGUCAUCGGCGUGGGGCUGCCCACCAACUGCCUGGCCCUGUGGGCGGCCUACCGCCAGGUCCGGCAACGCAACGAGCUCGGGGUAUACCUGAUGAACCUCAGCAUCGCCGACCUGCUGUACAUCUGCACGCUGCCGCUGUGGGUCGACUACUUCCUGCACCACGACAACUGGAUCCACGGCCCCGGCUCCUGCAAGCUCUUCGGCUUCAUCUUCUACACCAACAUCUAUAUCAGCAUCGCCUUCCUGUGCUGCAUCUCGGUGGACCGCUACCUGGCGGUGGCCCAUCCACUGCGCUUUGCGCGCCUGCGCCGGGUCAAGACAGCCGUGGCUGUGAGCUCUGUGGUCUGGGCCACGGAGCUGGGGGCCAACUCAGCGCCCCUGUUCCACGACGAGCUCUUCCGCGACCGCUACAACCAUACCUUUUGCUUCGAGAAGUUCCCCAUGGAGGGCUGGGUGGCCUGGAUGAACCUCUACCGGGUUUUCGUGGGCUUCCUCUUCCCCUGGGCCCUCAUGCUGCUGUCCUACCGCGGCAUCCUGCGGGCUGUGCGGGGCAGCGUGUCCACCGAGCGCCAGGAGAAGGCCAAGAUCAAGCGGCUGGCCCUGAGCCUCAUCGCCAUCGUGCUGGUCUGCUUCGCGCCCUACCACGUGCUCCUGCUCUCCCGCAGCGCCGUCUACCUGGGCCGCCCAUGGGACUGUGGCUUUGAGGAGCGUGUCUUCUCGGCCUACCACAGCUCGCUGGCCUUCACCAGCCUCAACUGCGUGGCUGACCCCAUCCUCUACUGCCUCGUCAAUGAGGGGGCCCGCAGUGAUGUGGCCAAGGCCUUGCACAACCUGCUCCGCUUCCUGGCCAGUGACAAGCCCCAGGAGAUGGCCAACGCCUCACUCACCCUGGAGACCCCACUCACUUCCAAGAGGAACAGCAUGGCCAAGGCCUUGGCAGCUGGCUGGGCGGCGGUUCCACCCUCCCAGGGGGACCAGGUGCAGCUGAAGAUGCUGCCACCCGCCCAGUGAACCCCCAACUCGUGCAGAAACCCCUCACUCCUCCAGUCUUAGCUCCCUUCCCUUCGGGUCUGCUGUAUGCAAAUUGUAUGUAAAUGGGGCUGUGCUCGUAUUCAUAAGAGUAGAGGAAAACGGGAAAACAGUGAGGUUGGUGGGUCACUGGCCAAUAAUCAGCCUCUACCAUGACCCCAUAACAACUUGGUUGAACAAUUCAGGGGCACUGUGCUGGGUGGUGCUAGUGACACAGUGGUGACAAAUGACAAUCCUGGCCCUCCGUCACGUGCUCCCACUCCCAUGGGGGAGACAGACCUGCCCCCAGAAAGGGAUGACCCAGAGGGGGUGAGGCUCAGACAGGGGCACCCAGAGGGCCUCUGACCCAGUCUGAGGGUCAGGGAGGGCUUCCUGGAGGAGGAGACAAGUAAAUUAAGUCAAACAUUUGGCUUCCAGAAGGUAACGACAAGAAG